This is a messenger RNA of Phytophthora nicotianae INRA-310, 1557 nucleotides long. RefSeq lists its product as hypothetical. Gene Ontology annotation, cellular component: vacuolar membrane. NCBI's taxonomy places the organism in Eukaryota, Oomycota, Peronosporomycetes, Peronosporales, Peronosporaceae. Gene Ontology annotation, biological process: amino acid transmembrane transport. The transcript has a single exon. Bases 1 to 1557 code for a protein of 518 amino acids. The record is from RefSeq and is a predicted model, not a curated record. Gene Ontology annotation, molecular function: amino acid transmembrane transporter activity.
AUGGCGCCUCGUACAUCCACCGCCUCCGCCCAGCGCACGUCGGUCUUCUUCACGAUGGACGAUGCCAAGGCCUCGUUCAACCUCUUUUGCUCGGUCUGUGGCAUGGGGUCGCUUACGAUGCCCGCCAAUUACGCGCGUGCCGGGCCCGUGUACGCCUCUAUUGCCUUAGCAUUCAUGAUCUUCGCCAACACCUACGCAACCCUCAAACUUUCCCGCGUGUUGCUGGUAUCCCCAUCGUCUGUGAAAACGUACGGAGAUCUCGGUGAAUGGGCUCUAGGCAAGUGGGGCCGCUUCUUCACGGUGCUUUCACAAAUGGGUGUGUGUCUCCUGUCACCCUGUGCGUUCCUAGUGCUGGGCAGUACCUUAUUGGACGUCAUGUUCCCGGAUUCGUUCAGUCAGACGUUCUGGAUCAUCUUCAUGGCUCUCAUGGUCAUUCCGGUGUGUCUGAUCCCGACGCUGAAGGAGAGCGCCGGCAUGGCAUUCGCGGCUAGUAUGGGCACCGUUAUUGCCGACGUCAUUGCCGUAGCUGUGCUGCAAUGGAACAUGCGCGGCCACGGCUCGAUCCCGUCGCCGGAUGUGUCGGUCCACCAGGUUCUGAUGUGUUUCGGUAAUCUUGCGUUAGCAUACGGUGCCGCCAUUGUGGUCCCCGAUCUACACCGUGAACACUCACAGCCGCAACGUAUGCCUCGCGUCGUGGUGAUCACCAUCUUGUUCAUCUCAGCGUUCUUCGUCGCGAUCGCUCUGGCGGGUUACACGGCCGGUGGUUGCCAGCUAUCGGGUAACAUCCUGUACUCGAUCGUGAGCACGUCGGACCCGCUUGGUCUGGCUCCUCUGGGCUUCACCGCCGACCGUGGCGCCGUGGUGAUGGCCUACCUGUUCAUGCAGGUUCACAUCACGAUCGCUUUCUCGACGCUCAUGAUGCCUCCGUUCUACAUGGCUGAGCGUCUCAUUCUGGGUAUGCACGUAGGCCCCAAGGUCGUGCGCUACAACGGCGCAGAAGACCGUGCUAACGUGGAGCAGGACUUGGAGUUACAGGGAUCAUAUGUGCGCAGCUCGACGCCCAACAUGUCGGAUCGUCAGGUGUCCACGUCCAGCCUGGUCGACAAGGCCGAGGGUCGAAUGAGCCAGCUUCGUGUGGCUCUGGAGUUCGGCGACGACAUCACGGAGCAGCGAUUGCAUGAGCCGUACCGUGGAGCCCGUAACGCGCUGCGUUACAUCACUCUUCGUAUCUGUAUCAUCGUCAUUCUAGUGGUGUGUGCUGUUCUGGCACGUAAACGGUUCCUCGACUUGGUGGACUUUACGGGUGCUACGGCUCACACGACGAGCUGUCUGCUUAUGCCGUUGAUCAUCUACCUACGCGUAUUCUGGCGCAAAAUGUCCUUCCUGGACAAGGGGGCGUCCAUUAUUGUCAUCGCUGUGUGUGCCGCUGCCGGCUGCUACGUCAUGAUCUACGCCGGCAAGGAGCUGUUCACGCCGUCAGACGAUGAUACUCUAUUCCCGUACUGCGAGGCCGAGUUCAUGGACAAACCGUACUACAUCCGGAAUAGCACUAACUAA